Cladocopium goreaui is the source of this 1083-nucleotide messenger RNA. Lineage: Eukaryota; Dinophyceae; Suessiales; Symbiodiniaceae. The record is from the annotation of a GenBank genome assembly.
AUGUGCAUCUUGCAGCGUUUUCGCUUGCGGGAACCGCAUCGAGCUGUACACCGCGUGGCGUUGGGUGCCAUGAAGCUACCAAAUUUGAACCUGGGACAUCAGAUCGAGGAGGCCAGCGAGACGCAUCCCUUCGCGGAGAUCGAAGCAAAGUUAGAUCGCAUCUCCCAGCAGGUGGACUCCUGCCUAGCUUGUUUGUCAGAGAGGCAUGAAGCCACGAGGCUGCAGCCUCGCCCAUCGUGGAGAUCAGCGGCAAGUGACCAUCACACUUCUGUGCUUCCAACCGGAUCCACUUCCCAUGUGGAAAUCAGUGAUGAGAGCAUUGGGCGGCCAAAGCCUCGGCGGCCCUCCAACUUCUCCUUGAGUUCGUGGGCAAGGCCGCCGUCCAAAACGACCACGAGUGGCCGCUGGCUGAACACGACCCGAGUGGGCUCCAAGGAUGUCAGCCUUCGCGGCGGUCGGUCACGGAUUCAACGCAGCGUAGCCAUGGACCUCCAAGCCGCCUGGCAGAUGCAGGCGAAGACCAUGACACAGGAAGUCUCCGCCCCACCCUUGAUGCGCCUGAACCGUGAUCGAAGCCGUGCUGAUAACCUUUGGGAGCUCUUGGAUGACCCGGACUCCAGUCGGCCUGCAUAUUGGAUCUCCCAGUUCCUCAAGGUCUCAGUGAUCGUUGGCUUGGUCAUUUCACAGGUACAGACUGGCGAGGAGCCUGUGAUCUCAGCCCACCUGGCGGUAGCAGUGGAAACCACCUUUGAUGUGGUCUUCUUUGUGGAAUUCGUCUGUCGGAUUACGACAGCACCUUCCAAACGAUCCUAUGUUUUGGAUCCACUGAACUGGGCGGACCUCUUUUCCGCUGCGGGUCUUCCGCUCCGCGCAUCGGUGGGUUUCCUGGUCUACCCCGCACUACAGGAGAAGCGAAAUGUCCAGCUGAUUCUUCUGCUCUUUCUCCCCAUCCUUCGUUUCUUGAAACUCCUGCGGUAUUUCGAAACCUUUCGUUUAUUGAUCCACGCUGCUCGCAAUGCCAUGGCAGCGCUACCGGUGCUCUUCUACAUCAUGGUGGUCAUUACCUUGGUGGUCCCCACCUGA